AUGGCGGGACCAGAUCAGGACUCAUCCGCUGAUGCCGCCGCUGGAAAUCUCGCCAACUUGCACCUCGACGAAGUCACUGGCGAAAGGGUAUCCAAGUCAGAAUUGAAGAAGAGACAAAAGCUGCGGGCUAAGGAGGCGGAAAAGAAGGAAAAGGCCGCUGCUGCACCGCCUAAGGCGGAGAAGAAGGCCAGUGUUGAAGAGGAAGAGAGCAAUCUAACCCCUAAUCAAUAUUUCGAGAUCCGAAGUGGACGAGUGAACAAGCUCCGACAAACCAAGAGCCCCAAUCCUUACCCGCACAAGUUCCAGGUUACGGACGAUGCGCGGGAGAUUAUCAAGAAGUACGAGUCGCUUCAGAAGGGAGAUCAGAUCAAAGAGAAGGAAGUGCGCAUUGCGGGACGGAUUUACACCAAGCGGUCGGCUGGUGCCAAGUUGAUAUUCUACGAUGUUCGCGCGGAAGGCGUAAAGAUUCAAGUUGCUUGCCAGGCGCAAAAUGCGGAAGGCGAUGUUUCCUUCGAAGCCCAGCAUGAGCAUCUGAGAAGAGGAGAUAUCAUUGGUGUCGUUGGGUGGCCCGGCCGCACUGCUCCAAAGAACCGUGCAGAUGGAGAACUGUCAAUAUUUGCCAAGGAGGUCAUUUUGCUUGCACCGUGUCUGCACCAGAUUCCUUCAGAGCAUUAUGGGCUUCGCGAUCAAGAACAGCGAUAUAGACAACGGUAUCUCGACUUGAUUAUGAACGACAAGUCGCGAAAUGUCUUCAUCACCCGGUCGAAGAUGAUUACCUACAUCCGUCGCUUUUUCGAUGAGCGUGACUUCGUCGAGGUGGAAACUCCAAUGAUGAACAGUAUUGCAGGUGGUGCUACUGCCAAGCCAUUCAUUACCCACCACAACGAUCUAAACAUGGACAUGUUCAUGCGAGUCGCACCAGAGCUUUAUCUCAAGAUGUUGAUCGUUGGUGGCUUAGAGCGAGUCUACGAGCUGGGUCGUCAGUUCCGAAACGAAGGAAUCGACCUGACGCAUAACCCGGAGUUUACAACCUGCGAAUUCUAUUGGGCGUAUGCUGACGUUUACGAUGUCAUGAACGUGACUGAGGAGCUGGUUUCUGGACUCGUCAAACACAUCACUGGUGGCUACGAGACGACCUUCCACACCCAGACAGGAGAGGAGUACAAGGUCAACUGGAAGGCUCCGUGGAAGCGAAUCGAGAUGAUCCCCGCCCUUGAGGAAGCAACAGGCGAGAAGUUCCCGCCUGGCGACCAGCUGCAUACCCCGGAAACAAACGAGUUCCUCAAGAAGCUCCUCAUGAAGGUGAAUGUCCAGUGCAGCCCUCCAGAGACCAACGCGCGCAUGCUGGAUAAGCUUGUCGGGGAGUUCAUCGAAGAGACCUGCAUCAACCCCACCUUCAUCACGGGGCAUCCGCAGAUGAUGUCACCGCUCGCCAAGUACCAUCGUAACAACGUCGGGUUAUGUGAGCGCUUCGAAGCCUUCGUGUGCAAGAAGGAGAUUGUCAACGCAUACACCGAGUUGAACGACCCCUUCGACCAGCGACUGCGGUUCGAAGAACAGGCUUCGCAGAAGGCACAGGGCGACGACGAAGCGCAGAUGAUUGACGAGAACUUCUGUACCAGUUUGGAAUACGGUCUCCCGCCGACUGGAGGCUGGGGAAUGGGUAUUGAUCGACUUGUCAUGUUCCUGACUGAUAAUUAUAGUAUUAAGGAGGUGCUUGCGUUCCCAUUCAUGAAGGAGGAUAAGAGUGCGGCUGCGAAGGAGGAGAAGUUGGCAGCCGAGGUUGUGGGUAUUAAACCUCUCCCUGUGGAGGGAAUUCGUGAGUUCUCCUACAAAACCCAUUCUCACCCGGUGCUGUGCCAUCAAUAUUUUUCUGGAUUUUCUUGUAUAGGCGUCGGUUAA
Paracoccidioides lutzii Pb01 is the source of this 1902-nucleotide messenger RNA. RefSeq names its product lysyl-tRNA synthetase. Gene Ontology annotation, molecular function: lysine-tRNA ligase activity; tRNA binding; ATP binding. The record is from RefSeq and is a predicted model, not a curated record. The coding region runs from base 1 to 1902 and encodes 633 amino acids. Gene Ontology annotation, biological process: lysyl-tRNA aminoacylation. The transcript has 2 exons. Gene Ontology annotation, cellular component: cytosol; cytoplasm.